UAAACUGAAUCUCAAUCUGGAUCAGGAUCUCUGGAUCUGUUUGGCAGCCAACAAGCUCCUACUUAUAUAGUGAGUCAAUGGGCAAUUAACUAGGGCGGGGAAGGCUUGUAGUUAAUUGCAAGAUGGAGAUUGGCCUGAUUGACCCUUUGCAGUUUGUAACUAAUCUUAUAGUCACAGCAAUCCUGGCAAUACUCUUGACAACGUCACACAGCAAUGUGUGAUGUGUCUUCUUUAGCAGUCAGGGGAGGAGGGAAGGGGCCUUUCUGUAAAAACGUUGGUGGUCUUAAAACCUCUAAAGAAAUUGUUGAACUCGGCCCUUACUGUUUUCGGAGAUAGCCAGAUUAGUCCAGUUAGCAACGGCAUUGAAAGUGCAGACCUCACCCAUGGGAGGAGUUGACUUGCAGCAAUCUCUCAUACAUGUGGAGCCUUCAUACAGCUCUCCCCUCCCCAGCCCUCCCUGCAGCCCCUGGGUCCCCUAGCACAUGCUGCCCAUGUAGAGCUGAUUCUGCCUAUGGCCACGGGCGACCUGCAGCCCCUGCACUCCGAAAACCGCAGGUUGGGCUGGUCUCAGAAAGGAUCAUUUUGCGGUCAGCCAGAUCUUGGUUCCCCAUCAGCCAUGCCAGUGAAGGAGCUGGGCAGCAACCGCGGUGCUCACAAGGGGGCAACAAGGCAAAUCCUUCCAGCAGACACCUGCACACAAAGGAGCCGAAUGGAGUGAUGGCCAGCAGCGAAGGAGGGAAGGAAGGAAGGGGCAAGCGGGUCUGGGCGCAGAAGCCCCAACUUCUCUCACGAUGGCUACUCUGUUUCCCCAUUGCAGCGCAGUGCCAUACUACAGAGCUUGCCCCACCCACCACUGCCCAGAUGCCACUUGCUUCCCCCAAGCAUUUCUUUGCUAACCUGAUUUCCACAUCCAUCGCGUUUCUCUGUCGCGCUUCUCGCCAUCGUGUGCAGGGAAACAAGUUUGUUGGACUAAAAAAAAAGUUCAGUCAAUCAAUUCCAACUUCGCAAUAUCUUUUUUUUCCGUGAGAAGUUGGAAUUGAUUGAUUGAACAUUUUUUGGGGGCUACAUGAAUUGGGAUGUCAUCAGAGGGGUUGUGGACAUUAUUUUCUGUCCUUACUUGGAGAUCAGGACUUCCAUGGGCAAAACUGGUGCUUCAAAUCCUGCAAAGGCUUUAAGCAUCAUUUAAAGCCCCCACAUCUUUAAAAUUAGCUCAGGAGGUUUGACUGUAACCAUUUUUGGAACAUUUUUUCAGGCUUGAAAGACAUCAAUUUUCCACAUACAUACUGUUAUAGGUAUGUGUAUUUAUAUUUCUCUCUGUAUGCCUAUAUCUGCAAUUGUAUAAUCUAUCCCUAGCACUUCCAGGUAUAUUUGAAGAUACCUUGUUUCCCCGAAAAUUAUAUUGGGUCUUAUAUUUAUUUUUAGUCCAAAAGACCCAAAGGGCUUAUUUUCAGAGGAUGUCUUUAUUUUUUUCAUCACAAGUCUUCCUGAAGGUGAUGGGAACUGCAGCCUGCCACAACUGAAGAGUUUAGUUGAGCUGCAAAGUUGAAUGCACCCAUAAAACAGUGGUGCACGCCAAGUGAAGAAGGGCUGUGAGCAUUGAAGGCAUGAGUGUCUGUAUUUCUGUGGAUCAUGCAUGGAAUUCAUACCACGCCUUCCCAUUGGCGUUCAAAGAGGCUAAUCGUGUUACACUUUUCUUUGAAUCUUAUGGACAAAGAAGAUGGCAAUGAGAGUACUCUGGACAAUUAAUAAUAACAAGCACCAUUGAAAAGGAAAGAAAAUUAAGCCAGAAAUCAAAAUAUUUUCCAUUUCCUUCAGAAAACCACACAGUUUUUUUCCUUCACCAACAGGAGAGAAACAAAGGAGAGAAAAUCAAGAAGAGAUUUCUAGUUGGAAGUAUGUGGAUCUCAAAGAUACAUGAAAAGUCAAGAGAGAUUAUUUUUCCAUUCAGGAAAAGGGGGAAAUAUCUGGAAGUUACUGGGGAGGAAGCCACGUAAAGCAGACAGUGUUACAGGCCUCGCUCUGGGAGGAAGAAAAUCACCAGUAAAUUAAAGCACCACUAAACAAGGGAUCAUCCAUAUUUUUCACCUCCUCAAGAAUGUUAAUUGUGGAAAAGCUCCAUAGACGUUUCUGUUCUGGGAAAGAUACAACUUGCAAAUCACAGCUGAUUAUGCCAGAGGGUAUCCAGACUGGAGAAAAGGUAUACAAAUACUCUGAAUGUGGCAAAAGCUUUGGUCACAACAGCUUCCUUGUGGUUCAUGGAAGGACCCAGACAGGAGAGAAGAAAUACAAGGGCUCCAAAUGUGGUAAAUACUUUAGUGACAUGGCGACAUGAUGAUACAUUAGAUAGAAUACCAGAUAGAAAACAUACGAAUGUCCAAUUUGUGUGAAAGUUUCAUUGGAAAUUCCCACUCAUGAGACAACAGAGGACUCAUAAAGGAGAUAAACCCUUUGAAUGUGCUAUCUGUGGGAAAUGUUUCAGUCAGAAUUCCAAAAUGGUGAUACACCAGAAGACUCACACAGGAGAGAAACCAUAUGAGUGUCCAGAUUGUGGAAUAAGUUUCAUUCGGAAUUCUGGUUUGGUGAGACACCAGAGGAUUCACACAGGAGAAAGGCCCUUUGAAUGUCCUGAUUGUGGGAAAGGUUUCAGUCAAAAUUCCCACCUGGUGACUCAUCAGAGGACUCACACAGGAGAGAAGCCCUUUGAAUGUCCUGAUUGUGGGAAAUGUUUCAGUGACAAUUCCAGCCUGGUGACACACCAGAGGAUUCACACAGGAGAAAGGCCCUUUGAAUGUCCUGAUUGUGGGAAAGGUUUCAGUCAGAAUUCAAACCUGGUGACUCAUCAGAGGACUCACACAGGAGAGAAACCCUUUGAAUGUCCUGAUUGUGGGAAAGGUUUCAGUGAUAAUUCCGGCUGGGUUAGACACCAGAGGACUCAUACAGGAGAGAAACCAUUUGAAUGUCCUGAUUGUGGGAAAAGUUUCGGUCAAAAUUUCCAUCUGGUGAGACACCAGAGAACUCACACAGGAGAGAAACCCUUUGAAUGUCCUGAUUGUGGGAAAUGUUUCAGUGAUAAUUCCAGCUGGGUUAGACACCAGAGGACUCAUACAGGAGAGAAACCAUUUGAAUGUCCUGAUUGUGGAAAACGUUUCAGUGAAAAUUCUAGCUUGGUUAGACACCGGAGAACUCACACAGGAGAGAAAACAUAUGAGUGUCCAGACUGUGGGAAAGAUUUCAGUACUAAGGAUAGCCUUCUAAAUCAUACACACAGGGGAAAAACCAUUUAAGUGCCCUGAGUGUGCAUGAUGCUUCAGGAAACCUUCCAACCUUAUUGUACACAAGAAAAUCCACAUGAGGCCCAAAGUAAUGAGUGUAGACAGAGUUUGAAUUUCAUUUCUAAUGUCACAUUGUAAGUCCAGCUGAGAAAUUGACUAUUUAAUUUGACUACAAAGAAUUUGCCUGAUUUUUUUGUAGGCAAAUAUGUCAUGAUAUUAGUCAGAAAGGAAGAAAGAAAAAAUUGGAACAUACUAGUUUGAUAAAGGCUAUCUGGCCAUCAGCAGCAGAAGUUGCUGAAUAUUUAUUUUUGCAGAAAUUGUGCAAUUAUGUGAAAAUCUUUUUGGGAGUGUUCUUUGCAUUUUUAUCAUGGUAGAUGAUAGAAAUGCCACAGGCAUAGUCCCAGCCUUUUUCUCCCUGGGUGCCCCUGAGAUUUUCAGCCCCAGAAUUCCCCCAGCCAGCAUCUCUUUGGGAUAGGAGCACUCAGACUAUAGUUAGAGAUUGUGGCUCCUCAUAUAAUAGCAAUAGCACUUUGACUUAUUUACCGCUUCACAGUGCUUUAUAGCCCUCUCUAAGUGGUUUACAUAGUCAGCAUAUUGCCCCCAACAAUCUGGGUCCUCAUUUUACCGACCUCGGAAGGAUAGAAAGCCAAGUCAACCUUGAGCCGGUGGGAAUUGAGCUGCCAAACUGUGCCACCAUGGCUCUUAUGAGGAGAAAGUGAGCGUAGAGUGGAGGGAUUCAAAGUUCAUCUUUUCCUAACUGUUCCAGGAAUUCAGCGCACGAAGCAUGUCUUUUCAGAUUGUGUCAAGAAUGAGGCACGCAAGUGGAAGAAACCACAUAAAUAGCAAAUAUUUUGGGGGAGUUUGGGGCAGUGACAAAACCAGUGUAAAAUUUCAGAUGUAAAGGCUGUUCUGCCCUGCAGGUGACCUUCAUGAAGAAGAGCUGUAGAAAUAGUUGAGGAGAAAAGGGAAAAGCCAUCUCAGAGGCCUUGGCCUUUCCCGUCCUCUCAGGUCUUUGAAGGGAAAUCUGCUUACAAAAAAUCUUGCCAAGGAAACUGCAGAGAAACGGGAGUGCAGGAUAACUCCCCAAAACCUACUUUUGCAACUUUGGAGAGUGAAGCCUGACCUACUUAGCUUCCCAAGAUUAAAGACGUGUUGUGCCAUAAAUAUUUAUGAAGUUCUUGUUUGUAUGCACAGCUGCUAAAUUAUUUCCAGCUUCAUCCUAUGAAUAGAAUAAUGAAACCUGGAACAAUAACACCCACCUUCCAAACCACAUCUAGAUAGGAGAGAUUCUUUCUGUCUGCAUCCUUGCAGAGCCUAAAUCUCACUUGGGGGAAGACUUGCUCUGAGCAGCCUUCCCAAUCUCCACAGGAGUUAGCUUUAUUAUUCCCAAACAGUUUGGGCAAAAGCCUUGGAGGGCAAUACUUUGCAGAAAGCUGAUGGGUUUCUGCACUUUCUUAGGGGUGACUCAGUGGAGAUCAAAACCUCUCUACAUCCCCCAAACUUUAUGACUGAUUUCCUGUGUCUGCCAAGGAUUUAAGACCCAGGAGAAUCAGUGGGUCAGAGGCUCAAAGGGAGCCAGCUUCAUUCCUGCUGCCCAGAGAUGCUUCCAAGCACACCCAUGCUAAAUGCCUUGUGCGUCUGUAACUUUGCAUACACAGAAGUCUCCAUUAGGUCAAAGUGAGAAAGUCACAUACCCAGCAGGGCUGGAAAAGGGGGUUUAACAAGAGGAGAUGACUGCCUGUAUAUGGUAAGAGCAAUGUUUCCAAAAGGCAUUUCCAAGGGCUGGAAAAAAGAUUGGUAAUACAGAUGUUCAUGCAACAAUGUACCACUCUUUGUUUGAUACCCAUUCCUUUUUUAAAUUCAAUAUAUUAAUCUAAUAAAAUAUACAAAAUCCUU
Messenger RNA from Pantherophis guttatus, 5168 nucleotides. The record is from RefSeq and is a predicted model, not a curated record. NCBI's taxonomy places the organism in Eukaryota, Metazoa, Chordata, Lepidosauria, Squamata, Colubridae.